GUCGCUGCGUGAAAUUUAAAGAAAAUUCGUUAAAAAUCAAUAGUUAAACUUGAAAAUUUAUUGUAAAACCUUAAACAAAUACCAAAUUUUGAACACGAACAAACUUUGGCAAGAGACAAACAAAUUCGAUGAGCAAAGCAACUGCCGCAGUAUUAAAUUAAAUUAAAGCCACUUUACAAGCAAACGAAACGAUUAAAUAUAUAAUUUCAUAACAAUUUGAAAAGCAAUUAACGAACAUGGAGAAUUUUACACCCAAGGAGGUGAAAAUCCUCGAGACUGUUGAGGAUAUUCAGGAGCGACGUGAGCAAGUGCUGACUCGCUAUAAUGAGUUUAAAAUUGAGACACGCCAGAAGCGCGAGAAGCUUGAGGAUUCGCGUCGUUUCCAGUACUUCAAGCGUGACGCCGAUGAGCUGGAGUCGUGGAUAUACGAGAAGCUACAGGCGGCCAGCGAGGAAAGCUAUCGCGAUCCCACCAAUUUGCAGGCCAAGAUUCAAAAACAUCAGGCUUUCGAGGCCGAAGUCUCAGCGCAUAGCAAUGCCAUCGUAUCGCUGGACAAUGCCGGCCAGGAGAUGAUCAACCAGCAGCACUUUGCCUCGGAGACCAUACAGCAUCGCCUGGAUGAGCUGCAUCGGCUGUGGGAGCUGCUGUUGAGCCGUCUGGCCGAGAAGGGUUUAAAGCUGCAGCAGGCGCUAGUGUUGGUGCAAUUCCUUCGCCAAUGCGAGGAGGUCAUGUUCUGGAUCAAGGAUAAGGAGACUUUUGUCACUGCCGAAGAGUUUGGUCAGGAUCUGGAGCAUGUGGAGGUGCUGCAGCGCAAAUUCGAUGAGUUCCAAAAGGACAUGGCCUCGCAGGAGUAUCGCGUCACGGAGGUCAAUCAGCUGGCCGACAAGUUGAUACAGGAUGGCCAUCCAGAGCGCGACACCAUUACCAAGCGCAAGGAGGAGCUCAACGAGGCCUGGCAGCGUCUCAAGCAGCUGGCCAUUGUGCGCCAAGAGAAACUCUUUGGCGCGCAUGAGAUCCAGCGUUUCAAUCGCGAUGCCGACGAAACUGUUGCCUGGAUAGCUGAGAAGGAUGUGGUGCUGUCUUCGGAUGACUAUGGCCGUGACCUGGCCAGCGUGCAGGCGCUGCAGCGCAAGCACGAAGGCGUCGAACGUGACUUGGCCGCCUUGGAGGAUAAAGUGUCCACGCUGAGCGCAGAGGCACAACGUCUCUGCUCCAUACAUGCGGACCACAGCGAUCAGAUUCGGGACAAGCAGGCAGAGAUUGCCAACUACUGGCAGAGUCUAACCGCCAAGGCCCGCGAGCGCAAGCAGAAGCUGGACGAGUCGUACUAUCUGCAUCGCUUCCUGGCUGAUUUCCGUGAUCUGGUCUCCUGGAUCAAUGGCAUGAAGGCCAUCAUCUCCGCCGACGAGCUUGCUAAGGAUGUGGCUGGUGCUGAGGCCUUGCUGGAACGCCACCAGGAGCACAAGGGCGAAAUUGAUGCGCGUGAGGAUAGCUUCAAGCUGACCACCGAAUCGGGUCAGAAGCUGCUCGAGCGUGAACAUUACGCAGCUGCUGAGAUUCAGGAAAAGCUGGCCGCCUUGGAGAAUGACAAGAGCUCGCUGCUGUCGCUGUGGGAGGAUCGUCGCAUUCUCUACGAGCAGUGCAUGGACUUGCAGCUGUUUUAUCGUGACACAGAGCAGGCUGACACCUGGAUGGCCAAGCAGGAAGCUUUCUUGGCCAACGAAGAUCUGGGCGAUUCGCUAGACUCUGUGGAGGCGCUCAUCAAGAAGCACGAGGACUUUGAAAAGAGUUUGGCUGCACAGGAGGAGAAAAUCAAGGCGCUGGACAUCUUUGCCACCAAACUCAUUGAUGGCCAGCACUAUGCAGCUGAUGAUGUGGCACAGCGUCGCCAGAUGCUGCUCGCCCGUCGCGCUGCGCUGCAGGAGAAGUCCGCACGCCGUCGCCAGUUGCUGGAGGACUCCAACCGCUAUCAGCAAUUCGAGCGUGACUGCGAUGAGACCAAGGGCUGGAUUAGCGAGAAGCUGAAGUUUGCUACUGAUGACAGCUAUCUGGAUCCCACCAAUCUCAAUGGCAAAAUGCAGAAGCAUCAAAACUUCGAGCACGAGCUGAAUGCCAACAAGUCGCGCAUUGAGGACAUAACCAAUGUGGGCACGGAGCUCAUUGAGAAGAAGCAUUAUGCCGCGGAUCAGAUCAACACGCGCAUGCAGGAAAUUGUGGUGCUCUGGGAAACCUUAGCUCAAGCUUCGGAUAAGAAGGGUUGCAAGCUGAAUGAAGCCUGCCAGCAACAACAGUUCAAUCGCACCAUCGAGGACAUUGAGCUUUGGCUGAGCGAGAUUGAGGGUCAGCUGUUGUCCGAAGAUCAUGGCAAGGAUCUAACCUCUGUGCAGAAUUUGCAGAAGAAGCAUGCACUGCUAGAGGCCGAUGUCAUGGCUCAUCAGGAUCGCAUUGAGAGCAUCAAUGUGGCAGCCAACAAGUUCAUUGAAUCGGGACACUUUGACGCGGAUAACAUUCGCAACAAGGAGGGUAACCUUUCGGCACGCUAUGCUGCUCUUGCAGCGCCCAUGUCUGAGCGCAAACAGCAUUUGCUGGACUCGCUUCAAGUGCAGCAGCUGUUCCGUGAUCUGGAGGAUGAGGCAGCUUGGAUACGCGAAAAGGAACCUAUUGCCGCUUCAACAAACCGAGGUCGCGAUCUUAUUGGCGUGCAGAAUCUGAUUAAAAAGCAUCAGGCCGUGCUGGCCGAGAUCAACAAUCAUGAGGCGCGUCUCUUAAAUGUCAUUGCUUCGGGUGAGAACAUGCUGAAGGACCAGCCGUUUGCCAGCGAUGAUAUUCGUCAGCGCUUGGAGGCCUUGCAGGAGCAGUGGAAUAACCUGAAGGACAGGUCCAACCAGCGCAAACAGGAUUUGGAUGAUUCACUGCAGGCGCAUCAGUACUUUGCUGAUGCCAACGAAGCCGAGUCCUGGAUGCGGGAAAAGGAGCCCAUUGCUACAGGCAACGACUAUGGCAAGGACGAGGACUCUUCGGAGGCAUUGCUCAAAAAGCACGAGGCACUGGUUUCCGAUCUGGAGGCCUUUGGCAAUACCAUACAGGCGCUGCAGGAGCAGGCAAAGAACUGCCGCCAGCAGGAGACGCCUGUGGUGGACAUCACCGGCAAAGAGUGCGUUGUGGCGCUUUAUGACUACACCGAGAAAUCGCCACGUGAGGUGUCCAUGAAGAAGGGCGAUGUGCUCACGCUGCUCAACUCCAACAACAAGGACUGGUGGAAGGUCGAGGUCAACGAUCGCCAAGGCUUUGUGCCCGCUGCCUACAUCAAGAAAAUUGAAGCUGGUCUAAGCGCCUCGCAGCAGAAUCUCGUGGACAACCAUUCUAUUGCCAAGCGUCAGAACCAGAUCAACUCGCAGUAUGAUAAUCUGUUGGCCUUGGCACGUGAGCGUCAGAACAAGCUCAAUGAGACCACCAAGGCGUAUGUGCUGGUGCGCGAAGCUGCUGAUUUGGCUCAGUGGAUACGCGACAAGGAGAACCAUGCUCAGAUUGCUGAUGUAGUGGGUGAGGACCUGGAGGAGGUUGAAGUGCUGCAAAAGAAGUUUGAUGACUUCAACGAUGACCUCAAAGCAAAUGAGGUGCGUUUGGCUAACAUGAACGAGAUUGCCGUGCAGCUGACCUCGCUGGGACAAACCGAAGCCGCUCUUAAGAUUCAAACCCAAAUGCAGGAUCUGAAUGAGAAGUGGAACAAUUUGCAAACCUUGACAGCGGAGAAGGCAAGCCAGCUGGGUUCGGCGCAUGAGGUGCAGCGUUUCCAUCGCGACAUUGAUGAGACCAAGGAUUGGAUUGCCGAGAAGGCUAAUGCCCUGAACAACGAUGAUCUGGGCAAGGAUUUGCGCAGCGUGCAGACGCUGCAGCGUAAACACGAGGGUGUGGAACGUGACUUGGCAGCGCUGCGCGACAAGAUUCGUCAACUGGACGAGACCGCCAAUCGUCUCAUGCAAUCGCAUCCAGAUACCGCCGAGCAAACGUAUGCCAAACAGAAGGAAAUCAAUGAAAUGUGGGAUCAAAUCAUAACCAAGUCCACAGCACGCAAAGAGAAGCUGCUGGACUCGUAUGAUCUGCAGCGUUUCCUCAGCGACUAUCGGGAUCUGCUUGCUUGGAUUAACUCCAUGAUGAGUCUGGUUACCUCCGAUGAGCUGGCCAAUGAUGUCACUGGCGCCGAGGCGCUCAUCGAACGUCAUCAGGAACAUCGCACUGAGAUUGAUGCGCGUGCUGGCACAUUCGGAGCUUUUGAGCAAUUUGGCAAUGAGCUGUUGCAGGCUAAUCAUUAUGCCUCUCCUGAGAUCAAGGAGAAGAUUGAGGAUUUGGGCAAGGCACGUGAAGAUUUGGAGAAGGCCUGGACCGAGCGUCGUCUGCAGCUGGAGCAGAAUCUCGAUUUGCAGCUGUACAUGCGCGACUGCGAGCUUGCCGAGUCAUGGAUGUCGGCCCGCGAGGCAUUCCUCAAUGCUGAGGAUGAUGCCAAUGCUGGCGGCAAUGUUGAGGCAUUGAUCAAGAAGCACGAGGACUUUGACAAGGCUAUCAAUGGCCAUGAGCAAAAGAUUGCAGCACUGCAAACAGUUGCAGAUCAGCUAAUUGCGCAGAAUCAUUAUGCCUCGAAUUUGGUUGAUGAUAAGCGCAAGCAGGUGCUUGAGCGCUGGCAUCAUCUGAAGGAGGGUCUGAUUGAGAAGCGUUCGCGCUUGGGUGAUGAGCAGACUUUGCAGCAAUUCUCACGCGAUGCGGAUGAGAUUGAGAACUGGAUUGCAGAGAAGCUGCAGCUGGCCACGGAGGAGAGCUACAAGGAUCCGGCGAAUAUACAGUCGAAGCAUCAAAAGCAUCAAGCCUUUGAGGCAGAGUUGGCGGCCAAUGCAGAUCGCAUACAGAGUGUGCUGGCGAUGGGCGGUAAUUUGAUUGACAAGAAGCAAUGCAGUGGCUCGGAGGAUGCGGUGCAGAAGCGUCUGACGCAGAUUGCUGAUCAGUGGGAAUACCUUACUCAUAAGACGACUGAAAAGUCGCUGAAGUUGAAGGAGGCCAAUAAGCAGCGUACUUAUAUCGCUGCUGUCAAGGAUUUGGAUUUCUGGUUGGGCGAGGUCGAGAGUCUGUUGACCACUGAGGAUUCUGGUAAGGAUUUGGCUUCUGUCCAAAACCUCAUGAAGAAGCAUCAGUUGGUCGAGGCGGAUAUCGUGGCACACGAAGACCGCAUCAAGGACAUGAACAACCAGGCCGAUUCCUUGGUCGAGAGCGGUCAGUUCGACACUGCUGGCAUCCAGGAGAAGCGCCAGAGCAUUAACGAGCGCUACGAGCGCAUCUGCAAUCUGGCUGCCCAUCGUCAAGCUCGCCUCAACGAGGCACUCACGUUGCAUCAAUUCUUCCGCGACAUUGCCGACGAGGAGAGCUGGAUCAAGGAGAAGAAACUGCUUGUUGGCUCCGAUGACUACGGGCGCGAUUUGACUGGCGUGCAGAACCUCAAGAAGAAGCACAAGCGCCUUGAGGCAGAGUUGGGUUCACAUGAGCCUGCUAUCCAAGCCGUUCAGGAGGCUGGCGAGAAACUUAUGGACGUGUCCAAUCUAGGCGUGCCCGAAAUUGAGCAGCGUCUGAAGGCCUUAAACCAGGCCUGGUCCGAGCUUAAGAACUUGGCUGCCACUCGUGGUCAAAAGCUGGAUGAAUCGCUCACCUAUCAGCAAUUCCUUGCCCAGGUGGAGGAAGAGGAGGCCUGGAUAACCGAGAAGCAGCAGUUGCUUUCGGUGGAGGACUAUGGUGACUCCAUGGCCGCCGUGCAGGGUCUGCUGAAGAAGCACGACGCCUUUGAGACGGACUUUGCGGCGCACAAGGAUCGCUGCUCGCUGAUUUGUGAGCAAGGCAGCGAACUGGUUGAGGCCAAGAAUCAUCAUGGUGACUCGAUUGCACAGCGCUGCCAGCAGCUGCGCAACAAGUUGGAGAACUUGAACUCUUUGGCGGCUCGCCGCAAGGGCGCCUUGUUGGACAACUCGGCUUACUUGCAGUUCAUGUGGAAGGCCGAUGUGGUGGAGAGCUGGAUUGAUGACAAGGAGAACUAUGUGCGCUCCGAUGAAUUUGGACGGGACUUGUCCACUGUGCAAACGCUACUCACUAAGCAGGAGACAUUCGAUGCAGGUCUCAAUGCCUUUGAACAGGAGGGCAUCCACAACAUAAGCGCACUCAAGGAUCAGCUUAUCAAUGCCAAUCAUGCCCAGUCACCUGCCAUUCUGAAGCGUCAUGGAGAUGUCAUUGCACGCUGGCAGAAGCUGCGUGAUGCGUCGGAUACACGCAAGCAGCGCUUGCUGGCCAUGCAGGAGCAAUUCCGCCAAAUCGAGGAACUCUACUUGACAUUUGCCAAGAAAGCUUCGGCCUUCAAUUCUUGGUUCGAAAAUGCCGAAGAGGAUCUAACAGAUCCUGUUCGCUGCAAUUCGAUCGAAGAAAUACGCGCACUGCGCGAUGCGCACGCCCAAUUCCAAGCGUCUCUGUCGUCGGCCGAAGCUGACUUUAAGGCAUUGGCAGCACUCGACCAGAAGAUCAAGAGCUUUAAUGUUGGACCCAAUCCAUACACAUGGUUCACCAUGGAAGCUCUUGAGGAGACCUGGCGUAAUCUGCAAAAGAUCAUAGAGGAACGCGAUGGCGAACUUGCCAAGGAGGCCAAGCGCCAGGAGGAGAACGACAAGCUGCGCAAGGAGUUCGCCAAGCACGCCAACCUCUUCCAUCAAUGGCUUACCGAAACGAGAUAUUAUAUGCUGGGUUAUAACCGUCAAGGAACAUCGAUGAUGGAAGGCUCUGGUUCGUUGGAGCAGCAACUGGAAGCACUUCGCGUCAAGGCCACGGAGGUGCGUGCGCGUCGUGUGGACCUUAAGAAGAUUGAGGAACUGGGCGCUUUAUUGGAAGAGCAUUUGAUUCUGGACAAUCGCUAUACGGAACACUCGACAGUUGGUCUGGCACAGCAAUGGGAUCAGCUGGAUCAGCUAUCGAUGCGCAUGCAACACAAUUUGGAGCAACAGAUACAGGCACGCAAUCAUUCGGGCGUCUCGGAGGAUUCGCUCAAGGAAUUCUCCAUGAUGUUCAAGCAUUUCGACAAGGACAAGAGUGGCAAACUGAACCAUCAAGAAUUCAAAUCUUGUCUGCGCGCGCUUGGCUAUGAUCUGCCCAUGGUUGAGGAGGGUCAGCCAGACCCAGAAUUUGAGGCCAUAGUGGAUGUGGUCGACCCCAACCGCGAUGGCCACGUUUCACUGCAGGAGUACAUUGCAUUCAUGAUUUCCAAGGAAACCGAGAAUGUACAAUCCUACGAAGAAAUCGAGAAUGCCUUCCGCGCCAUCACUGCCGCUGACCGCCCCUACGUUACCAAGGAAGAGCUCUACUGCAAUCUUACAAAGGACAUGGCGGACUACUGUGUGCAGCGUAUGAAACCUUUCUCGGAACCGCGUUCAGGCCAGCCCAUUAAAGAUGCUUUAGACUACAUCGACUUUACGCGAACACUUUUCCAGAAUUAAUUUCACUAUUGAUUCAGUGGCGCCUGAGCUGAAUGUCUUACAAUAUAUUUCUUAAAACACAAAAAAAAAAUAUUACAAAAAAAAUAUAUAUUUACACGAUUAUUUUCAAUAAUUUUUAGUAUUUAAGUGAAACAGUUUUAUGCUUAUUUAAAAUCGAACUAAAUAUUUGCCACAAUGAACCCAAAACACUAAAGCACUUAUAUACGAUACAUAUAUACUAUAUUUAUCAGCAAUUAAUUUGAAGUCUUUGCAUUUAUUUCUCUAGCCAUCCAUCAGUUAAAGUAUCUUAAAUUUUGGCAUGACGUCAGGCAGUCAAUAAACUACACUAAUCACAUAUAUAUUUAAACGAAUUAAUGUGUGUCUAUAUAAUGCAAGUCAAGUAUAAUCGCCAGAUACUUAAAAGUGCUUUGGCUUUGCUUCCAAUUAUAAAAGUUUUCAAUGCCUUUUAAUUGUUAAACAUUUUGUAAUAUCAAUAUGAACAAAAUUUAAGAUACAAUAUAACCCAAACACCAAUCCUAUUAGCCCAAGCCAGUUUAUACAGCAAGUAGUUCAAAUCUAUUAAGCUUCAAAUUUUAUAACAAGCUACAAAAUAUUUGCCUAUAUAUGUGUUUUACACUUAAAUAAU
Drosophila busckii is the source of this 8139-nucleotide messenger RNA. RefSeq names its product spectrin alpha chain (gene alpha-Spec). Lineage: Eukaryota; Metazoa; Arthropoda; Insecta; Diptera; Drosophilidae. Gene Ontology annotation, molecular function: calcium ion binding; actin filament binding. Gene Ontology annotation, cellular component: cortical actin cytoskeleton; plasma membrane; cell projection. Gene Ontology annotation, biological process: actin cytoskeleton organization. The record is from RefSeq and is a predicted model, not a curated record.